AUGCGCGCCACCAGUCGAUUUCUCGCGGCACCCGCGACACAGGCGUUUCGUCCGGGCCAAAGAGCUUCCGCACUUGCUCUCCUUCCUCCUAUUCCUUUGUACCGGAGACUGCUACGGAUACAUCGUAAGAAAUUGGGACCUGAAGAGCGUAUCUUUGGAGACACCUAUCUAAAAGCCGAAUUCCGCCGGCAUCGAGACAUCGAGAAUCCACUACAUAUUGUGGGAUUUCUCACCGAGUGGCAGAACUACGGUCAGAUGCUGGAAGGGGAGGACUGGCAAGAGCAAAGGAUUGACCCAGGUAUAAUGGACAAAAUGAGCGACCAACAGAUUGGCCAGCUGUAUGAACUCAUGCAGGCCAUACAAAAGAGAGGAAGAGACAGUGUGGACGAAGAAGAAGACGGCCCCAUACUCGAGGCUAUCGCUGAUGCCACUUCGAAGGAGAAGUAG
Messenger RNA from Exophiala spinifera, 447 nucleotides. RefSeq lists its product as uncharacterized. The transcript has a single exon. Lineage: Eukaryota; Fungi; Ascomycota; Eurotiomycetes; Chaetothyriales; Herpotrichiellaceae. The record is from RefSeq and is a predicted model, not a curated record. Bases 1 to 447 code for a protein of 148 amino acids. Gene Ontology annotation, biological process: mitochondrial respiratory chain complex II assembly; succinate metabolic process. Gene Ontology annotation, cellular component: mitochondrial intermembrane space; mitochondrion.